Messenger RNA from Adineta steineri, 2586 nucleotides. The record is from the annotation of a GenBank genome assembly. Lineage: Eukaryota; Metazoa; Rotifera; Eurotatoria; Adinetida; Adinetidae.
AUGAAUGAUCAACUGAUUGUUUAUGCUAACAAUGUGUAUUUGGAAUAUAUAGUAUUUCUUGCUCCAUUUUCUACUUCACAACUCUGUAUAGUUAAUAUUACUGAUUUGGGUACUAAUAAUAUUCAAUGUGAUUUUGUCUACAGUGUUGUUACAUCAAAGAAUCAAACAACAUUACCUUAUUUUGUUUAUAAUUGUAUCGAUAUUCAAAAUCGUAUGAUGAUUGGUCGUAUUGAAUUUAUUAAUAAUGGAACAUUGUGUGCAUAUAAACAUAGAAAUUCGUUGGUGGGUAGUAAUUAUUCAAUACAAGAUAAUUUUGUGAUUGGUAUCGAUGCUCAGAAUGAGGGUGUAUAUGCUUUCACUGAUGAUUUUAUUGCCUAUUAUGAUUUUCAAUCAUGGAAUAUGACUGUCUGGCCAAAAACACUACCUAUUUCACCUCGUGCAAUCGAUUUUACUAACGAUUAUGGUGUACUAGCUGGUUAUUGUCAAGAUACACCAUCGCAGGCAUUCGAAUGUGCCAUGAUUGUAUUCGGCAGUGGAUCCUCAUCGAGCCCAUCGCAUGGAAGUCGUUUUUCUAUUGGAAGUUCAUUAAAUUUUUCAUGGGCUGACCUACGAAGUACUCACUUUGUUGCCACUGCUCGAGUUUAUUCAAUUACAAAUCUGAUGUCAGUUAGUAUUUCUACAAUUGCUAAUCGUGUGCUAAUUGGUAUUCGAGCACUUAAUGUUGCUCUACUAUAUGUUGUUGAUGAUCCGACUACUCCAAAUACAAUUUAUCCAGUGAGUACUCGUCAGACUGGUAUGAAUAGAAUGGGAUUCGGUCGAAGUAUCGUUUGGCUUGAUAAUCAAGGUAAAAAAGUAGCUAUUCUUGCCAAUCAAUAUACUUAUACCACAAAUGAAUGGAUAUCAUCUGCAUUUCAUAUCUAUGAUAUUGAAUCGGAUGGUUUUUCUGAUCAAACUCAACCAAUUCUUAUCUAUCCAAACAGUCAACAAAUAGUCGGUCCUUUAAUAAAUCCAUCCUUUAUUCGUCUUGUGUCUAGUCGAACAUCGGGCCAUCUAGGUAUUUUUGAUACAUCUGGUGAUGCUUCGAUCAUUCUCAGUGCACCACCAGGUUUCUAUCCAGCAACUGAUCGACCAAGUUAUUUCUCGACUUCUGUUCCAUGCAUUCGUGGUGCCAAUCGUUCAUAUGCAAGUAUUGAAUUAUGUAUACCAUGUGAAAAUGGAACAAUGAGCAGUUUAGACGGCACCAGUUGUGAAGCAUGCAGCGAUCCAGAUAUGUUUUGUCCAUAUGGAGCCGUUGCUGCAUUACCAUCCACUGCUCUCGAGUCUGUCGAGCAAGAGCAGGAUUAUCCUGAAUCACCUGAAACAACUAUUUUUGAUGAUCUGCUUAUGCAAAAUAUGUUUAGCUUCAAUACGAAAUCUCUACAUUGUGUUCUCGUCUCUCCUAUCACAUGGGUAUUGCUUGUAAUUGGUUUUGGUUCGUUGAUACUCAUUGCUAUGGCUAUUUCAACUGUCAUUUGUCCUGGUAAACAUCCUGUACGUGAUAAAGCUAAAGCUAUUUUUAAAAAGAUGGAUCUCAUUGGUGAAGGCGAGCUCUGGAUCGGUGGUUUAGUUUCGGCAGCUGUUGUAGUCCUUGUUAUUUGUGCUUAUAGUUUCUCCAAUGCCUAUUUUCAUCAAUAUCCUAUUGAAAGUGUUGUCGGCGAAAGUUUCUUUGCCUGUGAUACUAGUAUUCGUAAUGCGAAGUUUACUACUUCAAUGCAAAUGAAAAAAGCUCGUCAAGCAAAAGAAAUUCAACCUAUCUUUGAUUUACUCGAAGCACAAUCAUUUACACUUACUAUUGAUUUGAUCAAUACAGCUUUCACUUGUUCGGAUACAUUACUCGUACAACGUAUCAUUUCAUAUGCAUUUAUCAACCUCUCGAUAUCAUCAUGUACUAUGCACUAUAAUAAUAGUAUUGUUUCAUUAUCUAUCUUGCUUCCAUCACAUAAUAUGAAUAUGCAAGUGACAUUACCCGGACUGAGAACGGUGGGUGCCAUUCGUGUUGGUCUUACAGGUCCUGCUGCCACAUAUGAAGAUAGAAGAUACACACUUCUUGCACUCAAUGUUUCGUCGGUAUUUAUUCCAACAUCCUUUAAUAAUGUUCUAGCUCCAUCAACAGAAUAUACACUUCAGCUAUCUGAAAUUGUUAACCAAACAGAUCCAUUAAACGUAAAUGAUUUGUCAAAAUAUAGUGCUACUUGGUUUGCAACAUAUGAUGUUCGAACAGAUGAAUUGUUUACUCAACAGAAUCGAUAUUCGUUCUUUCAACGGAGCCAAACAAACCUGACUAUUACUAUCGAAGAAGAUGUUUAUUAUGUUAAAAAUGUACAACAACCAAUUGCACGUCAGACAGAAGUGAUUUUUCAUAAUCUUCUGUUCACUAUUGUCGUCUUAGAAUUGUUCGGACUUUUAUUUCUUGUGUGUAAACUGCUUAUCGUACCUCUUGUUCGAAGAAUACACGAACGUGUCCAUCGUUACCAUGCAAAGAAUCAAGUCAAUACAAAGGAAAAUGACGAUACCAAUACUGAAUCGACAGUUAUACCAUUACAGUGA